AUGGAUUUGAUUUCUGUUAUUUCAAAAUCUUUUGAACCAUAUCUCACUAUUCAAUUUUCUAUUAAAGUUUCACUGCAAUUAAGUUCUGAAAUGAAUCCUCCAUUUACAGAUGUUUCAUAUAUAACAUAUGUGUAUGAAUUAUCAUUGAUAACAAUUGUCAUCGGAAUAUUGUGUGCAAGAUUAUCUCUUACAAGUACCGAAAAACAACUUGCAGACUGGACGGAAUUAAAAACACAAGACGAUGCAGUGCUCUUUCGCACUAUAGCGGAUAUUUCUGCGCUUUUGAAACUUGAUGUAGAUGAAUUAAGUGUUGCUGAUACUGGUUUGAAGGGAUUAGAUACUUUGAAGUAUCUAAAUUUAACCGGUGACGAACUAACUGAGUUGAGAUUAAAUAACGGAAACUUAGAAAAUUUAGAUGCAAGUCACAAUUUUUUAAAGAAAUUAACACGCACCCAAUUGGAGAAUCUGACGAAUUUAACAUAUGCAAAUUUCUCAUUUAAUCAAAUCAGAGAAAUAGAGGAAAAUGCAUUUAAACCUUUAAAGAAGUUGCAAUAUCUUAAUCUGAAUAAUAAUGAAUUGAAGAGAGAUGUGAUUGGCACUUGCGAUAAGCUGAAGUAUCUAUCAAUGAGCGAUAAUCUAAUUGAAAUUCUUUCUUCGAGUAACUAUCGCGGCAUGACGGCAAUGGAGCACCUCGUAAUAACCGAAAACCCAUUGCGUGAAAUUGAAAAUCGUGCUUUCGCUUAUAUGCCACGCUUACGCAUUCUAAAUAUAUCAGAAAAUAAUUUAGAACAAAUUUCGCCUAUGGUUUUCUUUGGCAUGAAACGUGUACCACUACAACAGCUUGACGUAAGCUUCAAUAAUCUGUUGAGUCUAACAUCCAACCAAUUUGAGCACAUACCAAAAUUGCAAAUCUUGAAUAUAUCCGACAAUCGCUUAAAGUCUUUGGAAACGACAACCUUCGCAGGACUAACAUCACUGCGUAAACUUUUUCUUCACAACAAUGACAUCAAAAAUAUCAAAGCAAAUACUUUCGCUAAUUUAGUGUCACUUGAUACUUUGGACCUGUCCAGAAAUAAUAUCGAAACAAUUGAGGCAGAUGCCUUUGGAGCUGUUAUGUUGCCAAGACUGCGUGAACUGCAACUAAAGGCGAAUAAUUUAAAACAGUUAGAUCCGUUGACAUUUUCAUCCUUACCACAUCUGGAAUAUUUGUCUUUAGCUUAUAAUGAACUCACUGCUUUGGAUGUGCGCAUGUUCGCACCCAUGCGUCGUCUACAGAAAUUGCAUUUGGGACACAACCAACUGGAAGAAAUUGAUGCAUCGGUUUUGGAAAGCUGGACAAAAUUAUCGGAAAUGCUUAUAGAUAACAAUAAAUUAACAUUUCUUCCAGAAAUAAAUGGCAUCUUUCCGAAUUUACGUAAAGUCUCAAUUGAAGGUAAUCCCUGGCAGUGUCCAUGCUAUGAUGAGCUGAUUAAAAUAUUAAAUGAAAAUAACAUCGAAUAUGUGCGCAUGACAAGUCCAUUUUACAAAGGCGAGAAACCAUUUUGCUUUGUUACUCCUGUAGAGUACUGCGUGCAGGAUAUUAAAGCUGUGCGAGCUCAUGGCAUACCAGAAGGGUUUGAGGUGGCCUCUGAUGACUCCAAUAAUGUAAAUGACGACGUCGAUUUGAAAGCAUGUAUGAUGGCUAAGCUGGAAUUGAUAACAAUUGUCAUCGGAAUAUUGUGUACAAGAUUAACUCUUACAAGUACCGAGAAGUGUUCAACGCAUGCCAAUGAAAAUGACACCAAAAGAGUGAUAUGCAAAGAUGUGGAAGAUAUAGAAGACUUGCAAAAAGAAUUUGCAGACUGGACUGAGUUAAAAAUACAAAACGAAGCAGUGCGCAGUCUUACUAUAGCAGACGUUGCCGCAGACAGCGUCGUUAAACUUGAUCUGUCAUAUGUUGGUGAAUUAACUAUUGCUGAUACUGGUUUGAGGGGACUAACUGCUUUGAAGUAUCUAAACAUAACCGGCGAUGAGCUAACUGAGUUGAAAUUAAAUAACGGAAAUUUAGAAAAUUUAGAUGCAAGUCACAAUUACUUAGAGAAAAUAACGCGCACCCAAUUGGAGAAUCUGACAAAUUUAAAAUAUGCAAACUUCUCAUUCAAUCAAAUUAGAGAAAUAGAGGAUAAUUCAUUUGAAUCUCUAAAGAAGUUGCAAUAUCUUAAUCUGAAUAACAAUGAAUUGAAGAGAGAUGUAAUCGGCACCUGCGUUAAGUUGAAGUACCUAACAAUGAGCGAUAAUCUAAUUGAAAUUCUUUCGUCGAGUAACUAUCGCGGCAUGACUGCAAUGGAGCACCUCGUAAUAACCUCAAAUCCAUUGCGUAAGAUGGAAGAUCGUGCAUUUGAUCAUAUGACACGCUUACGCAUUCUAAAUAUAUCAGCAAAUAGUUUAGAACAAAUUUCGCCUAUGGUUUUCUUUGGCAUGAAACGUGUACCACUACAACAGCUUGACUUAAGCUUCAAUAAUCUGUUGAGUCUGACAGCCAACCAAUUUGAGCACAUACCAAAAUUGCAAAUCUUAAAUAUAUCCGACAAUCGCUUAAAGUCUUUGGAAACGACAACUUUUGCAGGACUAACAUCACUGCGUAAACUUUUUCUUCACAACAAUGACAUUAAAGAUAUUAAAGCGAAUACUUUCGCUAAUUUAGUUUCACUUGAUACCUUGGACCUAUCCAGUAAUAAUAUCGAAAGUAUUGAGGCGAAUGUCUUUGGUGCUGUUAUGUUGGCAAGACUGCGUAAGCUACAGCUAAAGGCGAAUAAUUUAAAACAGUUAGAUCCUUUGACAUUUUCAUCCUUACCAUAUCUGGAAUAUUUGUCUUUAGCUUAUAAUGAACUUACUACUUUGGAUGUGCGCAUGUUCGCACCCAUGCGUCGUCUACAGAAAUUGCAUUUGGGACAUAAUCAACUGGAAGAAAUUGAUGCAUCGGUUUUGGAAAGCUGGACAAAUUUAUCGGAAAUGCUUAUAGAUAACAAUAAAUUAACAUUUCUUCCAGAAAUAAAUGGCAUCUUUCCGAAUUUACGUAAGGUCUCAAUUGAAGGUAAUCCCUGGCAGUGUCCAUGCUAUGAUGAGCUGAUUAAAAUAUUAAAUGAAAAUAACAUCGAAUAUGUGCGCAUGACAAGUCCAUUUUACAAAGGCGAGAAACCGUUUUGCUUUGUUACUCCUGUAGAGUACUGCGUGCAGGAUAUCAAAGCUGUGCGAGCUCAUGGCAUACCAGAAGGGUUUGAGGUGGCCUCUGAUGACUCCAGUAAUGUAAAUGACGACUAACUAAUGAAAUUUAUAAAUUUUAUAUUAAAAAUAAAGACUGAUUUUUGGACAG
Teleopsis dalmanni is the source of this 3352-nucleotide messenger RNA. RefSeq lists its product as uncharacterized. The transcript has 7 exons. Gene Ontology annotation, molecular function: protein binding. NCBI's taxonomy places the organism in Eukaryota, Metazoa, Arthropoda, Insecta, Diptera, Diopsidae. The record is from RefSeq and is a predicted model, not a curated record. Bases 1 to 3300 code for a protein of 1099 amino acids. Gene Ontology annotation, cellular component: plasma membrane.